CUGGAGGAGAGGGAUCACUGCUCCUGCUCUCCGGCCGAGCCGCCCAGCCCUGCCCUGCCCUGCCCUGCCGCGGAGCCGGGGAAGCGAGUUUGCAAGUAUGCCUGCCACAGAAAAUGUGAAGAAAGGGUGGUGACACCCUGUUUUUUUAUAGCAACUACAAACUGCCGAACUACUCAGAGACGUUUAAAAAUCAUGUAACCACAACUGGAACAAUGGAACUGGGAACAGCCACUUAGUGCAGUGACCAAGAAGAGCACCUGGCCUACUGGGAGGUGGCCCUGCCCAUGGCAGUGGGGUUGGCACUAAAUGGUCUUCAAGGCUCCUUCCAACCCAAAGUGUUAUAUGAUUCUAUGAAAAGAGAACUGGCCCUACUCUGGCAGUAAGUUCCAGCAGUGCAUCAAAGAACUCCCCUUUCAGUUGUGACAAAGGAUCACGAAGUGUAGACUUUGGUCACACUAUGGAGGAAGGCUAUGAACUUGACCUCACUUACAUCACAGAGCGAAUCAUUGCAGUAUCCUUCCCUGCCAGCUGUUCUGAGGAAACUUACCUCCACAAUCUCCAAGAUGUAACCCGAAUGCUCAAAUCCAAACAUGGAGAUAAUUACUUGGUGUUAAACCUCUCUGAAAAGAGAUACGACCUUACCAAGCUUAAUCUAAAGGUUAUGGAUGUGGGGUGGCCUGAUCUCCAUGCUCCACCACUCAAUAAAGUGUGCACCAUCUGCAAGGCUAUGGAGUCGUGGCUGAACAGUGAUCCUCAACAUGUGGUGGUGAUCCAUUGCAGAGGAGGAAAAGGAAGGAUAGGUGUAGUCACAUCAUCAUAUAUGCACUUCACCAAUGUUUCUGCAAGUGCUGAUCAGGCUCUAGACAGAUUUGCUAUGAAGAAAUUCUUUGAUGAUAAAGUUUCAGCUUUAAUACAGCCAUCCCAGAGAAGGUAUGUACAAUUCUUAAGUGGCCUUUUAUCUGGAUCUGUGAAAAUGAAUACAGCCCCUCUUUUCUUGCACUAUGUUGUGCUUCAUGGCAUCCCAAGCUUUGAUGCUGGAGGAGCUUGGCGACCUUUUCUGAAAUUGUAUCAAGCUAUGCAACCUAUUUAUACAUCUGGAAUAUAUACCUUAGGGCCAGAAAAUCAAAGCAGAAUCUGCAUUGCUAUAGACCCUGCCCAGCUUUUGAAGGGAGAUAUUAUGCUGAAGUGUUACCACAAAAAGUACCGCUCAGCUACUCGUGAUGUGGUUUUUCGCCUUCAGUUUCACACUGGAGCCAUUCAAGGACAUGGCCUUGUGUUUGGCAAAGAGGAUUUGGAUGAUGCCAACAAAGAUGACCGUUUCCCUGACUAUGGCAAAGUGGAAUUGGUUUUUUCAGGAACCCCAGAGAAAAUUCAAGGAUGUGACCACCUUCAGAAUGACCAUGGAGUGAUAGUUGAUUACAAUAGCUCAGACCCACUAAUACGCUGGGAUUCCUAUGAAAAUAUGGGCCCUGAUGGGGAAGUGCUACAUACUCAAGGUCCCAUUGAUGGCAGCCUGUAUGCAAAAGUGAGAAAGAAGAGUUCUUCAGACAGCAGCAUCCCUGUUGUUGCUCAGGGUGUUCCUGUGACUGGCAGUCCUGAUCACAGUGAUCACACCCUAUCUGUCAGCAGUGACUCAGGACACUCAACAGCUUCCAUCAGGACAGACAAGACUGAGGAGCGCCUUGUGCCAGGAGUCAAACGGGGUCCGAGCCCAGAAGAGAAAGCAGAACUGGACCAGCUUCUUAGUGGCUUUGGUCUGAAGGAUUCUGUCAGUGUCACCAAGGAUUUGACUGAGGCUCGAUGCAAGUACAGGGGCACUCGCCACAUAGUGCCGGCUCAGGUUCAUGUGAAUGGAGACACUAAGCUGAAGGACAGAGAGACUGAUAUUCUAGAUGAUGAAAUGCCUAAUCAUGACCUUCACAGUGUGGACAGCAUUGGGACAUUGUCUUCCUCAGAAGGGCAGCACUCCACCCACCUAGGAAACUUUAGUUGCCACAAAAGCAGUCAGAACUCACUUCUUUCAGAUGGCUUUGGAAGCAACACUGGGGAAGAUAAUCAAAAUGCUUUUGCCCCAGACCUGGGUAUUGGUGUGGAUUCCCUCUAUGAAAGGUCAUUUGGAAGCGCUGAGCCAAAGUCAACUCAGCAAUUGCAACAGAAUUCUUCUGUCCCACCCCAGCCCCAAGCUUAUGGCCCAAGUAACUACUCUACUCAGACCUGGGUACGCCAGCAGCAGAUGGUCACUGCUCACCAGUAUGGUUUUGCCCCAGAGAAUGAAAUGAGAGUUGGCAUUCAUAACACAGUGGAGAAUUUGGGCAGUGUCCAGAGCCAGCACCAAGUCCCAAACACCUCAACAUGUGGCUCCAGCAACAGAAAUGCUGUGCAGAGAGAGCUAGAAAGUGUCGCAGAUGCUGCUGAAGAUGCAGAACAUCCCACUGCCAAGAGUUUUAAGUCGAGACCAGUACCUCAGAGGGACACAAAUGGCCUUGAUCUAGGAGGGAACACAGCAGAUUUGCCAGCUUCUCCAACUUUGGAUAUUGAUCAGUCCAUUGAACAACUGAACAGGCUUAUCUUGGAGUUAGAUCCUACAUAUGAGCCUAUCCCGACCUGCAUUAACACUGUCAUCAGGGACAGAAACCAAGUGAAUACCUUCACCAGCCUUAAUGUAGAUGUGAAACAGCUUAGCAGGAGUCCUAGCUUCCAUGAAAAAUUAGAGGUCACGAACAGGAAUGUGUCCUGGCAUGACAUGCAAGAUGACAAUGGAACAGGGGGAAGGAUCAGAAAAUUAAGUAUUGGGCAGUAUGACAAUGAUGUCCCUGGGCAGCCAUCAUUUAACAGGUGUGCAUGGAUGAAGUCUCCUGCUGCUGACCACGCUAUGGCUGUUGCAUGUUAUCAAGAUGAAAUUGAUGGGGAAAUCUUCUCCCCAGUGAAAAAUGGGAAUGAAGCUCUGUCAUCCACAUCAGUUUUUUCCCUGUCACCAGAGACAUCAUCUGUGAAAACAUCUCCACUACACCGUCAGUGGAUUCCCUCCAGCCAAAAGGUCAGCAGCCCGUCUGAGCUGUACAGAACCAAUCCUGAAUCUCAAAGAUACCUGGAAGACAUUGACCACUCUCUGGUGAUGUCUGACAGCAUGGUGGGCACUAACCCUACUUUGUUGAGGGCCAACAUGCAGAUGGAUCCCUCCUUUCAGAGCUGUUUUGCAUCCUCGUGUACUGUUUCAAGUAACAGUCCUAUCCCAGGGGGAGAAAGCUCUUCUGCAACAGAACAUCCUUGGCAUGAAAGCAGUGCUCAAGCUUCUCCUUCGCUUCAGUUUUCAAUGGAAAACAGCAGGCUGACAGGGGGUUAUCUUGUGCCCUCUGAGUUUUCAAAUGCCGUGCAAGAUGUUUCUCUCUCAUCUCAUUUCCAAACUCCAGGACUGCAAAUUGUCACCCUGAACAGCCUGGAAAAUUCAGUAGCAGAGCCACAGCAAGAACCUGCUGCCAGCAGCAGUAACCAAGCCUACCUGCGCUACAACGGGGGCAGUAGAUCCCCCCGGGAUACGAGCAUCUCUCCUAAAACUGUGAGCUUAUCAGUGGCAAGUGCCGAGGACAAUGGCUUUUUGACACAAAACUUUCUUACAGUGCCCUCUGGGCACAGUGGUCAGAACAGUGCAGUUCAGCAGCACCAUGGGGGGAGCUUAAAUACUCAACCACGUCUUCCAGAGAAAAAGAGGGCCCCUGAAGGAGACCGUUCUUUUGCCUCCGUGUCACCGUCUUCAAGUGGCUUCUUUAUCCCUCACAGUGGAAGCACAAUCAGCAUUCCCUUCCCAAGUGUCCUCCCAGAUUUCUCAAAAACAAUAAGCACUUCCCCAGUGUCUGAAAACACAACCGAGAAACAUGUGACUGUAAAAUUUGUCCAGGACACAUCGAAGUUUUGGUAUAAGCCAGAUAUUUCAAGAGAACAAGCCAUUGCAGUUCUCAAGGACAAGGAACCUGGGUCAUUCAUUGUUCGAGACAGUCAUUCCUUUCGAGGAGCCUAUGGGCUAGCAAUGAAGGUUGCUACACCACCUCCUUCUGUGCUCCAGUUAAACAAGAAAGCUGGAGAUUUGUCAAAUGAACUCGUGAGGCAUUUUCUGAUUGAAUGCACUCACAAGGGAGUGCGCUUGAAAGGAUGCCCAAAUGAACCAUAUUUUGGGAGUUUGACAGCUCUGGUGUAUCAGCAUUCCAUCACUCCACUGGCAUUGCCCUGCAAGCUUCUCAUCCCAGACAGAGAUCCUUUGGAGGAGAUAGCAGAAACUUCUCCACAAACUGCUGCAAACUCAGCAGCGGAACUUCUCAAACAGGGAGCAGCGUGUAAUGUUUGGUAUCUGAAUUCAGUGGAGAUGGAAUCCCUGACGGGCUACCAGGCAGUACAGAAAGCCUUGAGCCUGACGCUGAUGCAAGAUCCUUCUCCCAGCUUGACUGUUGUCCAUUUCAAGGUGUCUGCACAAGGAAUCACUUUGACAGAUAAUGAGAGAAAACUCUUCUUUCGGCGACAUUAUCCGGUCAGCUCUGUUAUUUUCUGUGCUCUGGAUCCACAGGACAGAAAAUGGAUAAAAGAUGACCUUUCUGCAAAAGUGUUUGGAUUCGUUGCCAGGAAGCAAGGUAGUGCCACAGAUAACAUAUGCCACCUAUUUGCAGAGCAUGAUCCGGAGCAACCUGCCAGUGCCAUUGUGAACUUUGUAUCAAAGGUGAUGAUAGGAUCUCAGAAGAAGAUCUGAUGCCUUGACAGCCUUGACUCAGAGCUCUUCACUGAAGGAAAGCACUGUGAGAGGAAGAAAACCUACUCGGCAUCAACAUCUGAACCUUGUCAUUAGCAAGAAGGAAAGCAGAGAUCAGUCUGUCUGAAUUAUGUUUGCAAGAGUUCAGCCUUUUCAUUGAAGAUGCCUCUAAAUUAAAAAAACAUUAUUUCUUCAUUUUCAUAUUAUAGGACAAAACAAAAGAAGGUGGGUGCCACCCAAGCCCAUGUAGCCCAUACCUGAAUGAAGCAUAAAUGAAAGAACUUUUCUCCUGAAGGGCUUCUAAUAUAUUUUCACAUUCUGUUUCUCAUCGUUUAUUGGAGCAGCAAUACUAACCAGGCAAUGCUACUUUUUUGUACAGAAAAUGUUGUGUAUGACCUCUACAAAGACACUUGCCAUAGUUGCAUCAAUGGUAGCUAUAGGCCUUGCAGACACAUUCUUAAAAGAACGAUGGUCUGAGGAUGAAGAACUUGAGAACAUCUUCAUCUUUAUGUGAAAUUUUCAUACAAAAUGAAUGGAUGAAGGGGAAGAUGUAUAUGAAGAGAAGGUUUGUGCAAGUUGAUUUCUGGAAAGAAAGGAACAGCAAUGUCGAAUAUUCAGGGAAAUUGCUCUGUAUUUAGUGUUAAGAAGACUGGGCUGUUUUAGUUUGAAACAUUUUAAAUAAGGAGAAGGUGCAAGAUCAAAAAAAAAAGUUAUGUGGAAAUAUACUCUGUAACUGGGGCUUUUUAGUAUUUUUUUAAAUACAGAGAACUGAGCUCUAACUUAAACACAGUGAACUGUGUUCUAAUAAUUACAGGGCAAAAAUGAGGGAAAAGCAAAGAAAAUUUUAUGAUUUAUGUAUUUUUACCUGUGCCAGAUUAUUUAUAGUAGAUCUCAGAUCUUGGUAUGUCAUAUGGAUGUUCUGACCACUGUUAAGCUUUGCCUCUGUAGUGCUAUUUUGCAUAAGUAGAUGUAUGUGUAGCCUGUGCCUUGCUGUAGACAAUAGAGUCUCAUAUUUUGAUUUUUGUCUUACAGUGACAAGAUAGUUCCCAUUUCCUGUUUUGGCUGUGUCAUUUGUUACCCCACCUAAUACAUUUGUGGGGUUUUUAAUCAGAGUUUUGAGGGGUUUUUGGCUGUUUUUUUCUUUUAAUCUGUAGGAACUAUUUUUGUUUAUAGUAUUUUUAAUAAUUCUCUGAGUCAAGAAAUCCAUAAGGGAAUGAAAUUAAUUUUUUAACUCUUAAUUUCUACAGUCAUCACACUUGUAUGUAUGUCUGUAUCUUUCUAAACACAUAAUUAUUUUAAAUACAUACCAAAGUUCUAGUUAGCUUUAGAGAAAAUCUGUACAGUAAGUUAGAGGGAAAGGAAGUAUGAUAAGUUCAUGAGGAAAGUAAGCUGCUGAGGUCUAGUGUAUAGUUCCCAUUCACUCCAAAAAGAGAAGUAUUAGGCCCCCAUGUCACAACUUGCUGGUGACAGAGCAGCUGCAGUCUGACAGUGCUGAAAAAUUUAAUUGCCUCUGUCUUUGAUGUGUGACUGUCAACAUUAUAUUAAUAACCUGAGAAAUAAAAUGAUAUGCUGAGUUUGGCAUGCCAAGCAUGAGGAGCUGUAUUAAUGAGUAACUGUACCUGCCUGAAAGAUUUAAUACUUUUAUUCAGUUGUAGUAAAUAAUGGUUAAAUGGAAUGGGAAGAUUUUGUUGGGCUACAUGGUAAGAAGAUUCCACUACCUUGAACUCUUUUGUCCCGUAUAAAUUAUGAUCUGGGUUUUUUAUUAGCAGCUCUCUUCCUAUUUCCUAGAGUAUUAGGACCUUGGAAACCUUGUUCAGUGAGCUCAGUCAAAAGUGUUACCAAAUUAUUUGUGUAACUCUGAAUAAAGUUACUUGUAGAAAUAUCUUUAUACUCAUUAAAGGGAAGGGGGUGUGAAAGAGAGGGAUACAAGAAAGAUCUGAUGUUUGAUGUAUUUGGACCAGAAGUAUGGUUUUUAGUAGCAUUGGGAAUUGGAUGUGUGUAGAAGGUUGAAUCACUCCAAAGCCUAGUAGCUACCUUUCAAGCAACAAAAGCAAGUGCCUUUGAUUUGCACCAAAUAAUUCUGUUGUUCUGACAAAGAGGUAUACUGCUGAAAUGGUUUUUAUAUGCCACCCAAAAAAAUAAAUCAGGUCUUACUUUUAGGAGCUUUGGUCCUUUUGAAACAUGUGAGAGCAAGUUUCCUUUUAAUAUUGUUUUGAUGCAGCAGCUGCCUAAUCUAGUCAGCCAGUUGGAGCUCAGUAAAUUUCUUCAUCUUACAUCUCACCUAGAUUUAAAUCUCAGAUUUAAAUGUAAUGUGAGCACUGAAAUGAGGAGGAAUUUUUUACUGUAUUUUUUUCACUUCUGUAGAUGAUACUUAAAUUUCAGUGUGUCUUGUCAGACACCAAGUGUUGGCCUUUGGGCUAAAAAUAAAGUCUUUUUCCCCAUGGUUUGCCAUUUCCAUUCAGGACCAUACUUUUUAUUCCUCUUGCUUUCUUAAGGCUUGCUGAAUUCAGGAGUUUAAAGAACUGGACACUGACACUCCUGGUGGUGUUUCCUAUGAGUUUAGGUCUAUUUGGUAAGUGGGGAAAAAAGAAGUUGCCCUGUUUCUAAGGGAGGUUUUCUAUUAUGCAUUCCAUUGGAUUGUAUACUGCUGUGGGCUUUUGCUUUUUGGUCAAUUAAAAGUACAAAAAGCAAAACGGUUCACAGUGUACCAUUGUGUAGUGUAUGUAGAAAGAUAUUCACAAACCUUUUGUUCAUGGCAAAUAAAGGACUACAUAGUUAAUACAGCACUUUCUUUCAAGGUUUUUAGUAAUGUGUAUAUGCAGUUUCAUUACUAAUGACAGCAAUAAUGACACAUUUAUUUAGCUGGACUUCUAUUAACCUGCUUAAUAAAUGUACUACUAUAAUCAUACAGUGUGAAACUACAAAAAUGCUAAAAGCCAUGUUUUUAAUGAAUUUUUUUCUAUGUAUCCAACAGUAUCAUUAAAAAUACAAUGUUUGCUUCUUGGUUUUACCUGCAAGUGAAUUUUUUUGCAUUUUUAUUGAAACUGUAAAGUAUCAAAAGUUCUCUAGGAUGUAAAUGAAUGUUCUAUAAAUUCUUUGUAUAGUAAUUUUCUCUGCUCUUUAGAUAUUGCCUCUGUUCAGAUUAUAAUAAAAUUAUGAAUGU
Messenger RNA from Calypte anna (Anna's hummingbird), 7898 nucleotides. It is a transcript of the gene TNS3, whose product is annotated as tensin 3. The coding region runs from base 458 to 4735 and encodes 1425 amino acids. Lineage: Eukaryota; Metazoa; Chordata; Aves; Apodiformes; Trochilidae. The transcript is spliced from 33 exons. Gene Ontology annotation, biological process: dephosphorylation. Gene Ontology annotation, molecular function: phosphatase activity; protein binding. The record is from RefSeq and is a predicted model, not a curated record.